UGAAUCUUUAUGCUUUGUUGGCGACCUACUCGUGAUAUGGACCACAACUGCAGAGAUAAGCGGGCUGGGUGAUCAGACCUAGCUUCCAGCGAGUAUAUAUGUGACAUGGGGUUCCCCUCAACCUAAGUAACAACCAACGCAACCUCCUGUCUAGAGAAUCUAGCACAAAUUGAUCAUAAAGGAAUGGCAUUUCAAACCAUCGUUUAUCGGUCACCCCUAGCUACAUAUGCUCGCUCCAUCCGCAAUGCGCCUCGACAAGUCAUCUGCAAUGGCAAUUUGGUCUUCACUGCGCUGAUCUUGGCCUUAAGCGCUGUUCCCCUGACAUGGGACCAAGGCUCAUCGUCCGUCAUCUCCCUUCUCCCUGGCUUCCAGCACCAUUUUGGUAUCAGCUCCGGCACUACACCAAGUGACAUCAAGACGUUCGUUUCCAUCGUCUACAUCGGCUACGCUAUCGGCGCUGUCUUGUCUUUCUUCAUCAAUGACCGCAUCGGCCGCUUAUGGUCCUACCGCCUAUAUAUUUUCGUCUGGAUCGUCGGCCAAAUAACCGCCGCUCUCGCCCCUAGCUUGACGGGUUUAUGGGCCUCACGCAUCGUCUCAGGUAUGGGUCUAGGCUCGCUCAGCGUUAUCGGACCAAUGACUCUUGUGGAAAUCGCGCCAAGUGAGACCCGUGGCCUUCUAACCUCGUGGUUUGUGGUUGCCAUGGCUAUAUCAUCUUUCACGGCCAUCUUCUGCGUUUAUGGCGUUUAUCUCCAUCUACCGCCUAGCAACCUGCAGUUCCAAAUCGUGUGGUUUGCCCCUGCUAUCUUCAUGUUCCUCUGUGCCAUCUCCAGCUUCUUUAUCUGCGAGUCCCCUCGAUGGCUUUUGAUGGUCAAUAGACGAGAAGAAGCCGUCAAAGCUCUCGUCCGUCUUCGCGGUUUGCCCAUUGAUCAUCCCCGUGUGCUGGCAGAACUGUCCGAAAUUGAAACAGCGUUGGAACAAACCGGAACCAGAUCCAGUAACAUUCUGGUCUUGCUCAGGGCGAUGUUUACGGUACGUUCUAAUCUGCGUCGUCUGCAACUGAGUCUCAUCUCCUACGCUUUCGCACAACUAUCUGGGGCCAACUCUAUCACAUCUUACUUUGUUCCUAUUAUGAAGCUGUUAGGUGUUGGGGGUGGAAACGUGGAGAGCAUGUUUCUUAGUGGAAUGUACUCCUUCAGCAAACUCUGGUUCCUUCUGUUUGCUUCAUUCUUCUUGGUUGAUGGUCUUGGUCGUCGACGGUCACUUUUCCUCGGCAUCACGGUGCAGAUGCUUUCACACAUUUACAUUGCCGUCUUCAUCAAAUACGUCCAGCAGGGACCCGUGUCCAACAGAGCAUCCCAAGCGGCCAUCGCGGCCGUUUUCAUCCAUGCAUUUGGAUACGCCGUGGGCUUGUUUAUUCUUCCUUACGUCUUUGGCGGCGAAUUGUGGCCCAAUCGCCUCCGGACUCUCGGCGGCGCACUGGGACAGACCUUCCAUUGGUUGUUCAUCUACGCCAUGUCCUACAGCCUCCCGGAGCUCCUUGCCUCGACCAACAACUGGGGAGCAUUUCUGUUCUUUGCCGGUUUUUGCUUUCUGGCACUGGUGUACGUGUUCUUCAUGGUGCCUGAUACAACGGGCAUAAGUGUUGAACAAAUCGAUGAGAUUUUCAACAGAUCAUGGUUCACUGCGUACAAGCACACGAAUCGACUAGGGAACGUGGAAGGUGUUGAAGACAUUCCAAAUGAGACUUCCAGGAUUGAAACCAGAAUUGCAGAUAAGGAGUAAAAUUAAGCACAUCGUGACAUCUAGAGCGAGAAUAUGAUAUAACUUCUACUUGCCUAAUAUAAAUGUAUGAAAGCAUAUUAAAAUGAGAUAGAAAAGAAAUCCAAUACUCUCCCUCGCUCUCUUUAACCCCUACCAUACAAGGAGCAAAAUACCGUUCAUCAUCACUAUCAGUCCCAUGCCUACAAGAAAAGGAACUGUAUUCACCAUCUGCGCCGCACCACCU
Talaromyces proteolyticus is the source of this 2005-nucleotide messenger RNA. RefSeq names its product general substrate transporter. Gene Ontology annotation, molecular function: carbohydrate:proton symporter activity. Lineage: Eukaryota; Fungi; Ascomycota; Eurotiomycetes; Eurotiales; Trichocomaceae. The coding region runs from base 184 to 1782 and encodes 532 amino acids. Gene Ontology annotation, biological process: carbohydrate transport; transmembrane transport. The transcript is spliced from 3 exons. The record is from RefSeq and is a predicted model, not a curated record. Gene Ontology annotation, cellular component: membrane.